This is a messenger RNA of Pyricularia grisea, 1036 nucleotides long. RefSeq lists its product as uncharacterized. The record is from RefSeq and is a predicted model, not a curated record. The coding region runs from base 41 to 955 and encodes 304 amino acids. The transcript is spliced from 2 exons. Lineage: Eukaryota; Fungi; Ascomycota; Sordariomycetes; Magnaporthales; Pyriculariaceae.
UUCUCUUCUUUACUCGCCAACACCAUUUGCAAGGCUGGGCAUGAGUCGACGAUUCUUGCAAUUUCCUGCAGGGUUCCUAUUUAUCCGCCCUAUCCGGACCCGGACCCGCUCUAUACCGGGAAGGCGGCUGUUGUCACUGCAGACGACCACAUCGGAUCCGUGCCGACAAUUUAAAGAUCGUCAUCAAGAGUCAGCGAGGAGGAAUAAGGCCGUACGCUGUGGGACUGAUCAAAGCCCAGUCUCCAAGUCCUUUCGGUUCACUGCCAGCAUCCAUAGCAUGUCUUCACAGCCAGUGCCGGGAGCUGCUGCUGCUGCCCCCAAGGCGUCACAGACGGGUGCUUCAGGGGCCGAGGCAUCAUGCAGCACGACGGUGGGUGACAAGACGGCGGCAGCGCCGAGCGCCCCCGAACCGGAACCCAAGCUGCCUCCGUUAUCUGCAGCCGAGUACAGGGAGUACAACCGCCUCGCGGAAAUGAUGACAUACUUUCACAAUCACUUUAAACAAACAUGGAACAUGAUGUACACAGCCGCCGGCAACAACCGCCGCCCGGCCAACAUGUCGCUGAGGCAGUUCAUCGACACGGGGCUUACCUUUGUGCGGCAGCUGACCAUGCACCACAACAUCGAAGAGGAGCUUCUGUACCCACAGCUCGCCGUCCGGAUGGACGAGUUCCGCAACCAGGACGGCAAAAAGGGUGGUAGCAAGCCCAACCGCAAGCAGUCGGAGCUCAUCCGCCAGCACCGGCUGAUCCACGAGGGCAUGGACCGGUUCGAGGACUACCUCACGGAAUGCCGCCGCGGUCAGCUCGACUUUGACAUGGCCACGCUCAAGACCAAGAUGGACGACUGGAACGACGUCUUGUGGCUUCACCUCGACGCCGAAGUUGAGACGCUCAAGGCCGAGAAUAUGAGAAAGUAUUGGACGCUGUCAGAGAUCAGGAGGUUGCAGAUUUGAGAAGAAGAAAAAGAAAAAGAAAAAAAGAGCGGGGACGGGAGGAGGAUAGGAGAACGGGGGGAAAGGAUCUUGACAGUUUAG